Diachasma alloeum is the source of this 3192-nucleotide messenger RNA. RefSeq names its product lysosomal alpha-mannosidase. Gene Ontology annotation, molecular function: carbohydrate binding; alpha-mannosidase activity. Gene Ontology annotation, cellular component: lysosome. The record is from RefSeq and is a predicted model, not a curated record. Lineage: Eukaryota; Metazoa; Arthropoda; Insecta; Hymenoptera; Braconidae. The transcript is spliced from 10 exons. Gene Ontology annotation, biological process: mannose metabolic process. The coding region runs from base 18 to 3008 and encodes 996 amino acids.
AAGGCGAAGUGAUUACCAUGGCCGUGCAUCGCAGCCCAUUCAGUCUUCUUCUCGCGUUGUGUUAUGGUUUUGCGGUGAUUCAGGGGGGAAUAGUGCGGAGAAAUGUCGAGGGAAAGCCGGCACGCACCUGCGGAUACGGUGGCUGUCCCAAAACCCACCCCGAAAAAUUGAACGUGCAUCUAGUCCCGCAUUCGCAUGACGAUGUCGGAUGGUUGAAGACUAUUGACCAGUAUUUUUACGGAUCCCGACAAGAGAUCCAGAUAGCGAACGUUCAAUCGAUCAUCGAUACCGUCAUACAGGCGCUGAGGAAAGACCCCGAAAGAAGAUUUAUAUACGUCGAGACAGCAUACCUAUGGAAAUGGUGGAACCUCCAAGAUGCUGAGGUCCAGAGAGAAGUGAGAGCCUUCAUAAACGAAGGCCGUCUGGAGAUUAUCGGCGGCGCGUGGAGCAUGAAUGACGAGGCCACGACGCAUUAUCAAUCGAUCAUCGAUCAAUCAACUUGGGGAUUCAGACGGUUAAACGACACCUUCGGAGAAUGCGCAAGACCGAAGAUUGGCUGGCAGAUAGACUCCUUCGGUCAUUCCAGGGAACAGGCAUCCAUCUUCGCCCAGUUUGGAUUUGACGCCUUGUUCUUCGCUCGCCUAGACUGGGAGGACAAGGAGCGCAGGUUGAAAGAGAAAACUGCUGAAUUUGUUUGGAAAGCUAGUCCAAAUCUAGGUGAAAAAGUGAAUUUAUUCUCAGUGGCAUUAUAUAAUCAUUAUAGUGCACCCCCCGGGUUCUGUUUUGACAUUCUGUGUCAGAAUCGCUCGCUGGAUGAUCAAUCCCCGAACGGAAGUCAAAAUACUGAACGCAAGAUCAACGACUUCUACAGCUACAUUCUGAGACAAGCAUCGCAUUACCAAACGAACAACAUAAUCCUGACGAUGGGCGAUGACUUUCAUUACCAGCAAGCGGAGAACUACUUCAGCAACAUGGACAAGUUGAUAAGAUACACGAACGAAUUGUACGGCAAGGACGUCAACGUCUUCUACUCGACGCCAUCCUGCUACGCGAAAUCCUUGAACGAGGCCAACAAAACCUGGACCACAAAGUCCGACGACUUCUUUCCCUACAGCCACAACGAGCGUUCCUUCUGGACGGGCUACUACACCUCCCGUCCGACCCUGAAAUACUUCGAGCGACUCGGAAACAACUUCCUACAAGUCGCGAAGCAGCUGACAGUCCUGUCGAAGCAAGCAGACAGCGAAGACCUGCAGUUCUUCCGAGAGGUGAUGGGCGUCAUGCAGCACCACGACGCCAUAACGGGAACGGAGAAGCAGCACGUGGCUGACGACUACGCCAAGUUCCUGCACGAGGGGAUAACCCGAGGGGGGAACAUCACCUCGAGCUCGAUAUCUCAGCUGUCGGCUCAAGGAGACCCUCCGGGGAAGCAGGACCCCUUCGAAAGCUGUCUGUCAUUGAACAUCAGCGCGUGUGCGCCUACGGAGAACUCCACGACCUUCGUCCUGACGCUGUACAACCCUCGGAGUCAGCCGUCAUCAACUUACGUUCGUCUGCCGGUCACAGGGAAGAGCUACACCAUCAAAGAUCACCUCGGAGUCGAAGUCCUGAAUCAAUUGGUCCCGAUUCCGCUUCCAGUUUCCAAAAUCCCCGGACGGAACAGCAGCGCAUCUAGAGAACUGGUGUUCCGAGCAGCUGACCUUCCCCCACUUGGCUACCAAUCCUACCACAUCACUGAGAGAGCAGGCGAAAAUGUGGCUGACGACAUCACGCCUGAAGCUGAAGUCUCCUCGAUAGGAAGGGCCCACAACAUCUCGGUCCACGACAACGGGAAUGUCAUGAUAGAGUGGAAGAAUGAAGACUUGAGAGUCAUCCAGUCGAUGAACUAUUACAACGGAGGGAAGAAGUACUACUCGUCUGGAGCCUACCUCUUCCGGCCGCAGAACUCAACCCUCUACAGCUUCAGCUACAACGGAUCCUUCAAGUUCUACAAAGGGGCUCUCGUCGAGGAGCUGCAUCUGACGGUCAACGACUACGUGAGUGAGGUUGUCCGGGUUUACGAUAAGGACGAGAAAGUCGAGGUCGAGUGGAUGGUUGGGCCCAUCCCGGUGGACGACAACGUCUCUAAGGAGGUCGUUGUCAAGUACUCGAGCAAUCUUGAGUCCAAAGGAAGCUUCUUUACUGACAGCAACGGAAGAGAGAUGAUGAAAAGGGUCAGGAACUCGAGGCCGACUUGGAAUAUAAGUCUGCUGUUGGAGCCGGUGGCUGCCAAUUACUACCCAGUGACAACGAAGAUAUCGUUGGAGGACGAAGGUAAGAAAUUGAGACUGAGUGUGCUGAAUGAUAGGGCCCAGGGGGGCAGCAGCAUCAACGAUGGGGAGCUGGAGGUGAUGCUGCAUAGGAGACUACUCCAAGAUGAUCGUUUGGGCGUCGGCGAGGCGCUGAAUGAAGAGGCUUUUGGAACCGGUGUUGUUGCGAGGGGAGUGCAUCAUCUUGUGGGGAGUAGUCUGGUGGAUCUUGAUGCUUCUACCGCGAGGGAGAAGGCGCUGGCGAAGGGCCUUGCGUUGAGACCUUGGGUCUUCAUCACUCCGGCGGAGAAUGUGACCUUUGCUGAGUGGAAAAUUAGUCAUCACAUGCAGUUCAAAGGACUGAGCACGAACUUGCCACCUAAUGUCCACAUUCUCACGUUGGAACCGUGGAAGGAGGGCCAGAUUCUUCUGAGGUUGGAACACAUUUUCGAGAUUGAAGAGGCGAAGGAACUCUCGAAGCCCGUUGAAGUCAAUCUUCUGGGUCUCUUCGCGAAUUUGGUCAUCAAAGAAGUUAGGGAGACCACUCUGGGGGCUAAUCAGUGGAUUGGGGACAUGCGUCGCCUAGAGUGGGUGAUUCAUUCAAAUGAAAUUCAUGAAGAAUUUCAAAAGCCGAAUGGAUCAUUACCUGUGAUCAAUGGAACGAUUACUGUUCUUCUCCGGCCGAUGGAGAUUCGAACCUUUAUCAUCUCCGUUCAAUAGUGUAUUAUCAUAAGGCCAAUUGUGUCUUUUCUCACAACGAGAAAUGUAAAUUCAAAAUUUUUCCAAUGAACAUCAAAAUACUCAAAAUAACUGACGAUCAAACUCGUUCUCCAUUGUAAUUUCGUUCUCCUAUUAUUGUAAAUAAACUGAAAAACAAUUGAAGUUCACUCAAAUUCCUCUACAA